AUGUCGUCUUCGACCCUGCCAUCAGCUAGCUCUGCUCCAAAUGACGCCACCCUGCCUCACGCAGUCAGCGCUCAGUUGGCCAAUGCCACGGUUGGAGACAAUGCCCAGCUUGUGGUCGUUGAUGGGAACACCGCCAUUGCCAUGAGACCGCAGCCCAACAGCAACGCCACAUUCACUGUCGCCGCUACGGCCGCUCCUGAUGUCCAGCCCAGCGAUGCUGUUGUUGUGCAGCUGACCUACAAAACCGAUGCCUCUCCCACCGCGAAGCGUGCGGUAAAGCGCGCGGUUCUGUCGGAGUGCACCUUGACGAUGAUAAUUGGGAAUACAGUCAUUUACUCAAACAGGAUCUGGACUACCGAUGGAAGCUACACAACAGUCACGAGCAUGCCUACGAGCUCGGGUUUGACGAAUCUGGUCAUUGUCCAGUACUGCCCUGCCACUACUACUCCGAUCACCAUUGCCAACAUUGCUGUUGCGCCCGCUUCGGCAGCAAAUUCGAGCUCAGGCACAGCUACCGUCAUCGCCUCCUCCACCGUGAUAACGAUAUCAACUUUAACUCCGGUCACGACCUUCACUUCGACGAGCACCUCUUCGCCUCCAAGUGUGCCAGCUAUCACUCCGCCAACAAUCUUGGCAGCCACUACAACGGGGUCUACAACAUCUUCAGGUUCCGUGACGCCUAGCUCCACAAAGUCUACCCGGCCCGGCAUCACGCCAUUCUCAUGGAUUCCGACCCUCGCGGUGCCGACUACGGUCACAGAGACCAACUGCCCUUAUCCGACAGCUGCCAACUGGUACACAGCCGGUUGUACUAUCUCGGGAGCUCCGCUCCAGCUUUCCGGUCUUGUCGCUGUUGCCACGGGUGUCCCCGCCCCGCCGGCUCAGGCAAAUACCAACCAACCCUUCGAAGCCGCGUACCAAGCUUGUGCCCAGAUGUGUGCUUCAAUGUUCAACUGCUACAGCUGGGCCCUUGACCGAGGCUACUGGCCCACAGAUUCCUCACCAUGGACAUGUUAUUUCUACUCUGCAGGUGCUAGGUUGUUGACCCCCUCGAACCAAGGCCAGAAUUGGAUCGUGUGGAUGGAUAAGAAAUGCUACGACUGCGGGAAUCCCUCCGCGGCUGCUUCCUCGACAACUCCCUCAGUAUCCUCUUCUUCUAGCGGCAGCUUGACUGUUCUCGCCGCCGCUGGCAGCAGCACUACUUCCAGCACAAGCACUCCCUCCAGUAGCAGCGCUUCGUCAACCGUCUCUGCAACAUCAGGACCAUCAGCAACAGCGACAUCUUUCACUACAACCUCCGCACCGUCAGGUACAGUGACGACCUUUUCCGCUCCGCCACUGCUCACACCCUGCGGCGCACCAACAGCCGCUCAGUUCUACACCAACGGUUGCAUUCAAUCAGGCUAUCCAACCGCGACUUCCGCCCUCCUUGCCGUCGCGACAGGCAUUGCGCCCAACGCUGCUGGUGACUUCAACUUCGACCCUGUGUACCAGCGCUGUGCCAGCAUCUGCGCAGGACUGACGGGCUGCCAGGGAUACGCUCUCGAUCGCACCAGCACCGCGGAGUGGAACUGCAAUUUCUACAGCCUGCCCGUCAAAACACUGUUGAGCAGCCUCACGCCCUCAUCAAACUACCGCGCCGUCGUCUGGAACUCCCUGCUUUGCUACAACUGCCCCGUUCCUGCACCGAUUGUCUCUUCACCCUCUUCAUCUUCGACAUCUUCCCAACCGCAGUCGGCGGCGUCUUCGGGCAGUACAACAAGCCCAUCCUCAACGGCACCGUCCAUUACGUCCACGCAAAGCACGGCAUCGCCCAGCGUCUCUGCCGCCGCAGUUUCAGCAGCCUGUGUCCGCGCAGAUGCGCCGCUUGCAGCCGCCAACUGCAAUGUCAAGGGCUUCCAUCAGCCUGGCAACUCGACACAAAGCACGAACGUCUAUGCUCAAGCUGAUUGUGCCGCCUACUGUCUUAGCGUGGGAGCAGCUUGCAAGAGUUGGACAUGGGUUCCGGCCUCCGGAUUAUGUGGUAUCUAUAGCUUGAACGUAUGGGAUGCCAUUGGUGACUCGGCCGUUGCAGGACGGGCUUAUAAGGACAACGUGAUGGACGAGCCUGGUUGCUGGACCUGCCCGACAGGUGUGACGGUUCAUUAUGUUCCUGUUUAA
Messenger RNA from Colletotrichum karsti, 2160 nucleotides. RefSeq lists its product as uncharacterized. The record is from RefSeq and is a predicted model, not a curated record. The transcript has 2 exons. Lineage: Eukaryota; Fungi; Ascomycota; Sordariomycetes; Glomerellales; Glomerellaceae. The coding region runs from base 1 to 2160 and encodes 719 amino acids.